GAGCUGAGCGAUGCCGCGGCGCAAGGUCUCCAACGAGCUCAUCCCCAACCGGCGGGUGCGCGCGGCCACGUUCGCCAAGCGGAAGGAGGGGCUGAAGAAGAAGGCGCGCGAGCUCGCCACGCUCUGCGGGGUGCGCGUCGCGCUCGUCUGCGGCGCCGCCGCCGAGGGCGUGGGCGGGGCGGCGGCGGACGUGUGGCAGUCGGAGGAGGGCGUCCUCGACACGUACCGCAAGCUUCCCCCGGAGGAGCGCGCGCUGCACACGCACCUGGGGUACGCCGAGCGCGAGCUGGGCAAGGAGGCGGCCAAGCUCGCGCGGGUGCGGCAGGGGGGCCCCGCCACGCUCCCGGCCUGGGACGAGGCGCUGGACGACGUCGUGACGAUGGAGGAGGCGCAGCGGCUGCUCAGAUCUGUCGACGAGGCGCUGCGGGGCGCCAACGAGAGGCGUAAGGCGCUGGGUCUGCUGGUCGACGACGACGGGGGCGGCAGCGGCCUGCUCGAGGGGAUCGUGGCGCCGGGCGCCUUGGCGGGCGUCGACGGCUACCUGCUGCGCGCGCCGGGCAAUGUCGACCAGAUCAUGUGGGACAAUGGCUUCCAGCAGCGCAGCGCCGCCAUGAUGCAGCCUGGCUACGGAUUCCAGCAAUGCACCAGCAGCAGCAGCGUGGGCAUGGACGGCUACCACCUGCAGAUGAAGCCGGACAUGUACGGCAACAACGGCGGCGGCGGCCGGCUCGCGCGGGGCGCCUUCCAGCCACUAAAUUCCGCCACGAUACAGCGUGGGUACGGCCUCCAAUCCACCAGAAGCAGCUACGCGGGCAUGGACGGCUACUACAUGCAGCAGGGGCAGGGCAAUGGCGGUGUCCAGCUCCAGCCCAAUCUGGCCAUGUGGAGCACCGACGAGCCGCGCAAUGCCGCCACGAUGCAGAGUGGGUAUGGCCUCCAAUGCACCAGCAGCAGCUACGCUGGUGCGGACGGCUACCCCACGCAGCAGGUGCCGGACAACGGCGGUGCCCAGCCCAAUAUGGUUAUGUGGAGCACCAACGAGCCGAGCGACGCCAUCGUGCCCGUCGUGUACCCCUCGCUCGACAUUGGCCUCAGCUACAUGGACACCGACACACCAGCGGCGCACGCUACCCAGGGCACCGGCGGCAGGUCCCUCGCCAUGGGCGCCGGCGGCAACUUCAUCAACGCACCACCAGCCCUGUCCCUCACCAUGGGCACCGGCGACAAUUUCGCCAGCGCGCCACCCGCCCAGCCCCUCGCCACGAGCUACCACGGCAACCUGACAAACGCCAGCGGCUACACGACGCAGUGGCCGGCCCAGCAGCUCCAGCGCGCCGGCAGCGGCCAGGAAUCCAGCCUCGAGCAACUGCACUAUCUCAGUGACCUAGAAGACAAGCAGGUGCACCUCUGGGGGAACUAA
Messenger RNA from Phragmites australis (common reed), 1420 nucleotides. RefSeq lists its product as uncharacterized. The transcript has 2 exons. Gene Ontology annotation, biological process: positive regulation of transcription by RNA polymerase II. Gene Ontology annotation, molecular function: DNA-binding transcription factor activity, RNA polymerase II-specific; RNA polymerase II cis-regulatory region sequence-specific DNA binding; protein dimerization activity. Bases 11 to 1420 code for a protein of 469 amino acids. NCBI's taxonomy places the organism in Eukaryota, Viridiplantae, Streptophyta, Magnoliopsida, Poales, Poaceae. The record is from RefSeq and is a predicted model, not a curated record.